Pongo pygmaeus (Bornean orangutan) is the source of this 6868-nucleotide messenger RNA. RefSeq names its product exonuclease 1 (gene EXO1). The transcript is spliced from 15 exons. Lineage: Eukaryota; Metazoa; Chordata; Mammalia; Primates; Hominidae. Gene Ontology annotation, cellular component: nucleus. Gene Ontology annotation, biological process: DNA recombination; mismatch repair. The record is from RefSeq and is a predicted model, not a curated record. Gene Ontology annotation, molecular function: metal ion binding; DNA binding; 5'-flap endonuclease activity. Bases 3988 to 6528 code for a protein of 846 amino acids.
UUUACGAUAACGGGAGCAGAGAAAUGAGGGGAAUGCUGAAGGGUUAUUUUAAAGAUGGGAGAAAUGACUGUUACGGAAAGUUCACUUACUUAUAUUUACCAUUGCUGCAAAACACCUGUUCUAUUGUUUACUUAAUCGGUUUUCAACUUAAAUUUACUUAAAAAGCAAGUUUCAUGUUAACACUGUGUCACUUGCCAUAAUAGAAAUAACCGUAAAAAUACAAUGAACACAAAGUCAUUUGAUUAAAAUAAUUUAAAAAUGUAAAAAUAAUUGAAUGCAAAUCAAAAUCAAUCAAACUGAGCUAAAAAAAUGAGCACCUAAAAAUAAGUUACUUAAACAGAAAACCAGAGCCGUUGACGAUCAGUCAGGAGAAAAAGGAUAUUCUGUUCUGUGUAUAUGUAAUAGUCACCAGCACUGUGCACAAUUCCUUCAUCUUCACCUUUACACUGCAUACAUACUGUUUUGAACACCUAUCCACAUUCAUUUCAACAGAGGAGCAAAAUAAAAACCUAGUCCCAUAUGAGGUGACAAGAGGAUGCUGACUUGCCCAGCACUUGAGGUUGUCCCCUGUUCCCAUGUCUCUGAUUUGGAGGGAAGUUGAGCUUUAGAAAAAUCCUCCUAAUGCUGCUGACUAAAAAGAAUCCCUACUCCUACGUCUCUUCUUAGAAAUUACUGGUGUAUGCAUCUGUGUGUGUGUGUGUGUGUGCGUGUGUGUGUGUGUGGUGGGGAAGGUGCUGCUCAGCUGUGGUUCUCCUCCUGCCUGAAACCAGGCAAAGGCAGGAGGCCAUCCAGAGGGCACCCGCAACUGUCACUAGACCCCAAGUCAUUGGCUAAGUCCCAUACUUUAGAAAACACUGCCCUAUAACAAUGGAGACAAUAUCUUCCAAAUUAAAAAUCAGGCAAUCUGAUAUUUCAACAAGAUACAGUAUUUAAAGAUAAGAGCUGGCCGGGCACGGUGGCUCACGCCUGUAAUCCCAGCACUCUGGGAGGCCAAGGAGGGCCGAUCACCUGAGGUCGGGAGUUCGAGACCACCCUGACCAACAUGGAGAAACCCCAUCUCUACUUAAAAUACAAAAUUAGCUGGGCGUGGUGGUGCAUGCCUGUAAUCCCAGCUACUUGGGAGGCUGAGGCAGGAGAAUCACUUGAACCUGGGAGGCAGAGGUUGCAGUGAGCCGAGAUCGCACCAUUGCACUCCAGCCUGGGCAACAGGAGCGAAACUCUGUCUUAAAAAAAAAAUAAAAAUAAAAAUAAAAAAUAAAAAAAUAAAGAUAAGAGCAGCCCAGAAAACCCAUAAUAAUAGUGCCAUACCUAGGACAUUCAUGUAUUAGUCCACACAUUUGAAAUGUUUAAAAUCAACACUAGUGCUACUGGGAUGUGAAAAUUCAUAGACAUAAUCCCUGCCCUCAAAGUAAGGCUGCCAGAUAAAAUUACAGAAUGCCCAGAUAAAUUUAAAUUUCAGAUGAACAGGGGUUUCUUUUAGUAUAUGUCUCAAAUAUUGCAUUAGAUAUAUUAAAAAUUUAUCUGUUGUUCAUCUGAAAUUCAAAUUUCUGGGUGUCCUACGUUAUUAUUCGCUAAAUCUGGCAACCCUACCUCAAAAGGUUUUCAGUCUAUUGAAGGGCAAAGACAAUUCAAACACAGUGAGAAUAUGAGAAGCGUCAGGGCCAAAGAGUCUUCACAGAAUGCUUGUGCAUAUCAAACAAAUAUCCAACUUAGGGAAGACAUUUGGAAACUGGUAACAUUGGAACUGAGUCUUAAGCUGGAAACAUAUGGGAUAUACCAUUUAUUUCAGCAUUUAAUAACAUGCCAUCAUGAUUUGUGACUUAACUGUCUGAUAAACAUGUGUUUUGUCUACAGAACUAGAUCUUAAGUUCCUUGAAGACACAGGUCAUCUCUUUAUGUCCCCCAUGCCACCUGGAACUGACAGGCACACUUAAGGCAGUAGUAAAUUACUGCACACAUUGAUGCAAAUGGUUUUGUCCUCCCAAAGAGUAAAAAUAUUCUGUUAGUGAAAUGUAUUGUAACUAGUGUUUUCUUUUUCAAUUUUAGUCUUUGAACACUGCAGCCAAGAAUCCAGUUUGAAACCUUGGGAGUCAAAUUCAUAGUAAAUACAUGAGCCAUUCACAGUGCAGCAAACUCUCAUGUUAGUUUUAUGACAGAUUCAGUGACACUGGAAUGGACACCUUUUUGAUUUUGGGGUUCCUUCCUAAGACCCCCAUGUGUGACAUAUUCAUGGUUGUAUUCAAGGUACUGAAGCAGUUACUACUGCUGGAUAGUCCAAUGAGUAUAAGAAGGCUUCUCUACAAACACAUGCUGCCCACAUCGAAGUUCCUCUUUAAUCUACUGCAGUUUGAAAUUGUCCCCCACUUUCUCCAAGAGUCCACUCCAAGCUAGUUUAGGGUGAGGUCUACCAUAGCCUUUGGAAGAGGGAGGGAAGAUAACUUCUCUCAUCUCUCCUAGUCCCAGCUCUAAAGACCAGAACCAGGGAGAAAGCAUUACACUGCUUUUCCAAACACAUUCCCCAAAUGUGGCACCUUUUCAACAAUUUUAGAAACAAAUUUAAGGCAUAAUAGAUGCCUUAAAAAUUGGCAUGAUAGAUGUUAGAGUGAUCAUAAAGACUUUAAAAGAGAAAAAGAUGUAAAGAAGGUAAUCAAAUGGGGAGCAUUUUUAACAAUGUGCUCACUUCUUCCCCUUCAAUUCCUUGAAUUGAGUCUGAAUUAUCAUUCCUAUUGAUCUCCGAGCCCAGAACAUUACUUUGUGGUCUGGCCUAAGGUGUCUUCCAAUUUUUUAAAUCACAAUAUUCCUAAGAGGACAGCGAUGAGGUCUGGGGUGUUAUGAGGAUUGGAAACCUAGCCACAAUUGACCAUGAAAGUCCAAAAUGCCUUUAAAGUCUUUGUCUCUAAGGCCCAUUUUCAAGGUCUUGUUAUAUAGCUAAUUUUUCCCCGACUUACGUCAAAAAUAAACGAAGCUGGGUUCUAGGUAAAAUGGUAGGGACAGAUUUUAAUCACUACUACUACUGCAAUAGGGAAAAGAACCCAGCGUGAACUGAAUUCAAUUUCGAUUUGUAGAGGCAACCGAGCGUUUUAAAGAGAAUGAAGGAAUUAGGAUGGGACUGAUGACGCCGAGGGGGACUUAGCAACUUUUUCAGGUUUGAAAAGCCUCAACAUCAACGCGCGACGGCGCUCUUUCAACAUCAGCCUCCAGAGCUGGGGCUGCAGCCAGGAGAGAACUACAACGCCCAGCAGCCCCGGCGGGUGUAAACACUCCCAACUUCCGAGGCGUUGCUCACCAUCGGCCAUCAGCGCCAGUGCCACUCGCGCCCUCAAGAAGUCGCACGGAGUUCGGGCCGGCAGCAUCGGCUGGAGUCGUAGGGUAGUGAGCCGCUGUCUACCCAGCGAGACGGAGCGCUCAGGACGCAACCUUAUGAGUUGGAAGCCGCAGGAGGCGGAACCGGGUUGCGGGAUACGCGUUGACGUCACAUCCUCUGGGCGUGGCCGCAAGGAACCCGCGCAAAUGGAAAGAUCUGCCUUUCGCGCGCUGUUUAGCCAAGUUGCCCGUGUUCUGCGUUGCUGGCCGUGGGUGCUCUGGCCACAGUGAGUUAGGGACGUCGGAGCGGGUUUCUCCAACCGCAAUCGGCUCCGCUCAAGGGGAGGAGGAGAGUCCCUUCUCGGAAGACCUAAGGAAACGUGUCGUCUGGAAUGGGCUUGGGGGCCACGCCUGCACAUCUCCGCGAGACAGAGGGAUAAAGUGAAGAUGGUGCUGUUAUUGUUACCUCGAGUGCCACAUGCGAUCUCUUUGAGAUAUGUACACAGUCAUUCUUACUAUUGCACUCAGCCAUUCUUACUACGCUAAAGAAGAAAUACUUAUUCGAGGAUAUUUGCCUGGCCUAGAAGAAACUUAUGUAAAUUUCAUGAACUAUUAUAUCCGUUUUCCUCGGAGUGAGAGAAAACUCUUUUUAGAUACCAUCUGAGAGGUAGUUAAUUUGGCAGCAUGGGGAUACAGGGAUUGCUACAAUUUAUCAAAGAAGCUUCAGAACCCAUCCAUGUGAGGAAGUAUAAAGGGCAGGUAGUAGCUGUGGAUACAUAUUGCUGGCUUCACAAAGGAGCUAUUGCUUGUGCUGAAAAACUAGCCAAAGGUGAACCUACUGAUAGGUAUGUAGGAUUUUGUAUGAAAUUUGUAAAUAUGUUACUAUCUCAUGGGAUCAAGCCUAUUCUCGUAUUUGAUGGAUGUACUUUACCUUCUAAAAAGGAAGUAGAGAGAUCUAGAAGAGAAAGACGACAAGCCAAUCUUCUUAAGGGAAAGCAGCUUCUUCGUGAGGGGAAAGUCUCAGAAGCCCGAGAGUGUUUCACCCGGUCUAUCAAUAUCACACAUGCCAUGGCCCACAGAGUAAUUAAAGCUGCCCGGUCUCAAGGGGUAGAUUGCCUCGUGGCUCCCUAUGAAGCUGAUGCGCAGUUGGCCUAUCUUAACAAAGCGGGAAUUGUACAAGCCAUAAUUACAGAGGACUCGGAUCUCCUAGCUUUUGGCUGUAAAAAGGUGAUUUUAAAGAUGGACCAGUUUGGAAAUGGACUUGAAAUUGAUCAGGCUCGGCUAGGAAUGUGCAGGCAGCUUGGGGAUGUAUUCACGGAAGAGAAGUUUCGUUACAUGUGUAUUCUUUCAGGCUGUGACUACCUGUCAUCACUGCGUGGGAUUGGAUUAGCAAAGGCAUGCAAAGUCCUAAGACUAGCCAAUAAUCCAGAUAUAGUAAAGGUUAUCAAGAAAAUUGGACAUUAUCUCAAGAUGAAUAUCACGGUACCAGAGGAUUACAUCAAAGGAUUUAUUCGGGCCAACAAUACCUUCCUCUAUCAGCUAGUUUUUGAUCCCAUCAAAAGGAAACUUAUUCCUCUGAACGCCUAUGAAGAUGAUGUUGAUCCUGAAACACUAAGCUACGCUGGGCAGUAUGUUGAUGAUUCCAUAGCUCUUCAAAUAGCACUUGGAAAUAAAGAUAUAAAUACUUUUGAACAGAUCGAUGACUACAAUCCAGACACUGCUAUGCCUGCUCAUUCAAGAAGUCGUAGUUGGGAUGACAAAACAUAUCAAAAGUCAGCUAAUGUUAGCAGCAUUUGGCAUAGGAAUUACUCUCCCAGACCAGAGUCGGGUAUUGUUUCUGAUGCCCCACGAUUGAAGGAAAAUCCAAGUACUGUGGGAGUGGAACGAGUGAUUAGUACUAAAGGGUUAAAUCUCCCAAGGAAAUCAUCCAUUGCAAAAAGACCAAGAAGUGAAGAGCUGUCAGAAGAUGACCUGUUGAGUCAGUAUUCUCUUUCAUUUACGAAGAAGACCAAGAAAAAUAGCUCUGAAGGCAAUAAAUCAUUGAGCUCUUCUGAAGUGUUUGUGCCUGACCUGGUAAAUGGACCUACUAACAAAAAGAGCGUAAGCACUCCACCUAAGACAAGAAAUAAAUUUGCAACACUUUUACAAAGGAAAAAUGAAGAAAGUGGUGCAGUUGUGGUUCCGGGGACCAGAAGCAGGUUUUUUUGCAGUUCAGAGUCUAUUGACUGUGUAUCAAACAAAGUGAGCAGCCAGCCUCUGGAUGAAACUGCUGUCACAGAUAAAGAGAACAAUUUGCAUGAAUCAGAGUAUGGAGACCAAGAAGGCAAGAGGCUGGUUGACACAGAUGUAGCACAUAAUUCAAGUGAUGACAUUCCGAAUAAUCAUAUUCCAGGUGAUCAUAUUCCAGACAAGGCAACAGUGUUUACAGAUGAAGAGUCCUACUCUUUUAAGAGCAGCAAAUUUACAAGGACCAUUUCACCACCCACUUUGGGAACACUAAGAAGUUGUUUUAGUUGGUCUGGAGGUCUUGGAGAUUUUUCAAGAACUCUGAGCCCGUCUCCAAGCACAGCAUUGCAGCAAUUCCGAAGAAAGAGCGAUUCCCCCACCUCUUUGCCUGAGAAUAAUAUGUCUGAUGUGUCGCAGUUAAAGAGCGAGGAGUCCAGUGAUGAUGAGUCUCAUUCCUUACGAGAAGGGGCAUGUUCUUCACAGUCCCAGGGAAGUGGAGAAUUCUCACUGCAGAGUUCAAAUGCAUCAAAGCUUUCUCUGUGCUCUAGUAAGGACUCUGAUUCAGAGGAAUCUGAUUGCAAUAUUAAGUUACUUGACAGUCAAAGUGACCAGACCUCCAAGCUACGUUUAUCUCAUUUCUCAAAAAAAGACACACCUCUAAGGAACAAGGUUCCUGGGCUAUAUAAGUCCAGUUCUGCAGACUCUCUUUCUACAACCAAGAUCAAAUCUCUAGGACCUGCCAGAGCCAGUGGGCUGAGCAAGAAGCCGGCAAGCAUCCAGAAGAGAAAGCAUCAUAAUGCCGAGAACAAGCCGGGGUUACAGAUCAAACUCAAUGAGCUCUGGAAAAACUUUGGAUUUAAAAAAGAUUCCGAAAAGCUUCCUCCUUGUAAGAAACCCCUGUCCCCAGUCAGAGAUAACAUCCAACUAACUCCAGAAGCGGAAGAGGAUAUAUUUAACAAACCUGAAUGUGGCCGUGUUCAAAGAGCAAUAUUCCAGUAAAUGCAGACUGCUGCGAAGCUUCUGCCUGCAAGAGGAUCUGAUCAAUUUGAAGUUCCUGUUUGGGAAUGAGGCACUUAUCAACAUGAAGAAUUUUUUUCUCAUUCUGUGCCAUUUUAAAAAUAGAAUACAUUUUGUAUACUAACUUUAUAAUUGGGUUGUGUUUUUUUUGCUCAGCUUUUUAUAUUUUUAUAAGAAGCUAAAUAGAAGAAUAAUUGUAUCUCUGACAGGUUUUUGGAGGUUUUAGUGUUAAUUGGGAAAAUCCCGUGGAGUUUAUAAAAGUCUACUCUAAAUAUUUCUGUAAUGUUGUCAAGUAGAAAGAUAGUAAAUGGAGAAACUACAA